Molecule: messenger RNA, 1434 nt
Organism: Caenorhabditis remanei
Lineage: Eukaryota; Metazoa; Nematoda; Chromadorea; Rhabditida; Rhabditidae
Exons: 4
Coding region: 1-1434 (477 amino acids)
Biological process (GO): intra-Golgi vesicle-mediated transport
Cellular component (GO): COG complex
Source: RefSeq, a predicted model, not a curated record
AUGAUUGUCCAGGCUAUCGAAAUCUACCGUACCAGCAUGUAUGACACUCUCGUUCUCUAUCUCGCUGUUUUUCCCGAGAAUGAAAUUGUCAAGAAAAAUCCAAACACCGACCCGCGAUGGGAAUCAUGGCCAGUGUUGCCUCCGAAUUCUAUUCUUUCUCAAUGGGUUAUUUCAAAUGUCAGAAAGAUGUUAGAUCUCAUCACGAAAGCAGAUGUAAAAUCAGCUGUUGAUCUCUCUGCUGUAUGGACCAAGUUAAUGGCCAUGGCAUCGUCGUUCGGAAGGAUGGGGAUCGAUUUCCGUCCACUGAUCGCUGGAAGACUCACAAAGCUAGUGGAGCAGAGAUUCCGUCAGAAUGUACAAGACUCAACGAAUCGUUUAACAGGGUCUUCCCGAGAUAUUGUUAUGAUUGGCAUAGAUCCUUCUUCCUUGCCUCAAUUUGAGUCUUCUCCUGAUUCCCCACCAGUAGCAGCUGCUGAACUUAGUCUAUGGGAUGAUAUGACGAUUUACGCAAAUGGUAUUGUCGAUGCGCUCAACGGAUUACGAUUCAUCUUGACACCCGUGGUUCUAUCAACUGUAGUUGUUGCUCUGCGAGAUUCAAUCCGAUCCAUUCUGACGUGGCUUGCAACAUCUCACUCCAAUUCUGCCAAUUUUUCACGAGCCGUGCGUAUAGUUUGUACAAGCGUUGCUCCAUUCUUCGAGAAAUGCAUCGCUUUCUUCUUCCCGCCAGCCACGGUCAGCAAAAUAUUCGGUUCUUCAAUAUCAAAGCAGCAAUACCUUCAAUUUAUCGAACUUGACAUGAAACAAUUGGCUGCAUCAUGUGAUGGAGCGGACAAAAUCGAAGAUAUUGUCAAGCCACUUUUACAGAAGAGAACGUUGGAAGAAAUAGGAUUGGAUACUGUAUUGCAACCAAAACUAGAGCAAGAAAGUGGCCCGGCCAAAUUUUUCUUGGAGACAACUCCUGAAGAAGACGCACCAGUCCCAAAAGCGGAAGAAAAUGAAAAAGAGGAUGAGAGAAGUGUGAAGGAAAACAAUCCUACUAUUAUGAGCGAGUCUGUAACAAAAAAUCAGGGAAACCCUGAAGAUUUGGAGAAGCAUGAAGAAGAUCAUGACGAGAAGCCCAUCUUCGUCAUCAAAGAUGAACAGUCUGCACCAGUCGCAAAGAUUGCAGCAGAGCCUCAAUUAGAGUCGAUUCCGGAGCAUGCUGAUUGCAUGGCAUCAGAAAGCCAGCACCCAAUUGAAAACGAUUUAAAAAUUGACCAUGAUAUCCAAACAGCAACAGUCCACAUUGAUAGAAUGGAGAAGGAAGAAGGUAAUUUAGAGGAAGGAGAAGACUGGGGAUGGGGAGAUGAAGAUGCGGAAGAAGCACCAAUAGAUGAAGUUAAAGAAGAAAUCGAGAAGCUGAAAUCGAAAAAGAAAAGCGGAAAAGAUGAAUAA